This is a messenger RNA of Rhopilema esculentum, 1596 nucleotides long. RefSeq lists its product as uncharacterized. The record is from RefSeq and is a predicted model, not a curated record. NCBI's taxonomy places the organism in Eukaryota, Metazoa, Cnidaria, Scyphozoa, Rhizostomeae, Rhizostomatidae.
CCUUUGUUUUGAAUACGUCCGCCUACCAGAGUUGCGCGCGCGUAUUGGCAGGUAGAAAGUGCCUUGACAACAGUUGAUCGUGUAUAUAAACAACUUGAACUUUUCCAAAAUCGUAUCAUCGAAAUCGAAAAAGAAACAUCCAGGAAAAUUAAAAUGCCUGAUAGCUGUUGCGCGGUGGGCUGCGCCAACAAAAGAUUUGGAAAAAACAAGGAUCUUCCUUUCUAUCGAAUUCCUAGGGGCAAUACCCAGAUAGAAAAACGGCGAAGAGAAGCUUGGAUCAAAGCGAUUCGUAGGGACGACUGGAAAUCUUGGUCUCCCGAACAAAUAUCUCGUGCACGAAUCUGCGGCGAACAUUUCAUUACCGGUAAAAGAUCUGACGAUCCAGAAGCCCCAAACUGGAUACCAACAAUUUUUAAUUUUACAAAAGAAGAGCCCCAAUCUAGAAUCGAUGCAAGGCAAAAAAGAAAGGCAAGAUUUGAAAGUCGAGAAGCUAAACGACUCAAAAAGAUUGCCUGUGAAGAUAAAAUUGAAAGUAUAGUUGGCAACCAGCAAUCUGAAGGUUCAAACGAAGAAAUCACAAGCCAUAAGGAAGCUUCAACACAAUGCAAUUUAAAUGAAAAUGGUGAUAUUCAAAAUUUGAAAGAUGAAAUUGCACAAUUAACAGCAGAGUUAAAUGAAAGAAAUUGUGAAGUCUACAAGCUGCGUCAAGAAAAUGAAAGUCUAAAAGCUAAUUCUUUUGGGUACAGAAAAGUUAGAUUAUUGAAUGAUUUCAAAUUUUUUACUGGUCUAGCUAACCUACACUUGUUCCUAUGGGUGGUUAGUCUAGUGAAAGGGGUGAAAACUUGUCUGAAGUCAUUGUCAACUGAGGAUCACGUUUUAAUGGUGUUAAUGAAACUUAGACUUGGUUUGCUAAACAAAGAUAUUGCCUAUAGGUAUGGAUUACAGCCAACCAUGGUAUCAAAGAUUUACAGACAAUGGCUGCCUGAAAUUUCUAAAGCCAUGCAAAGUUUGAUUGUCUGGCCAAGUCGUCCAGAGUUACGUCUGAAUCUUCCAACUUCAUUCAGAAGAAAGUACAGUGACUGUGUCUGCAUAAUUGACUGUUAUGAAAUAUUUGUUGAACGACCAAAGAAUUUGACAGCCCGGGCUCAAACAUGGUCUAAUUAUAAGCACAAUAACACCACUAAGUAUCUUGUUGCCAUCAGCCCUGCAGGUGCUGUUAUAUUUUUAUCUACUGGCUGGGGUGGCAGAGUAUCAGAUAAGGAAAUAACGUUACAAUCUGGCUUUUUGGACAAGAUAUCAUAUGGGGACUGUGUUUUGGCUGAUCGGGGGUUCCUGAUUGAGAAUGAGCUGAAUUCUAGGGGGUCAUUUCUGAAAAUUCCUAAAUUUACAAAAGGAAAGGAGCAAUUACCAGCAAAGGAUGUCCAUGAUUCUAGAAGACUAUCAAAUGUUAGAAUUCAUGUGGAAAGGGUUAUUGGACAAUUGAAAAAAUUUAGGAUUUUACAGAACACAAUACCUCUUACUCAAAUUGAUCUUUUGGAUGAUGCUAUGGUAGUGAUUGCAGCAGCUGUUAACUUAAACAAAAGUGUUGUAACAUAA